Westerdykella ornata is the source of this 597-nucleotide messenger RNA. RefSeq lists its product as uncharacterized. The coding region runs from base 1 to 597 and encodes 198 amino acids. The record is from RefSeq and is a predicted model, not a curated record. NCBI's taxonomy places the organism in Eukaryota, Fungi, Ascomycota, Dothideomycetes, Pleosporales, Sporormiaceae. The transcript has 3 exons.
AUGGUGCUAGGCAUUCUUGUCGUCGUCAUUGCUGCACCGGGCCUCCUAGGCUCACAAGAAGCAAUCCGCCAAUCGCAGUCCAAAGAAAAGCGCGGGGUGCACCUCGCCCGCCGCUGCAAUCUCAUCGCCACAUGCGUAAAAGUAAAACGAUCGUUGACAUUGCGGACAAAUUGCUGUGGAUCGACACGGGAACCAGCGACGGCACGCCUUACGGCCACGCCUUACGGCCACGCCUUCGCAGGCUACUAUCUGCCCUACCCGGAUACCUCGUACGAAGGCCUCGUAACCACCGUCACGGACGAAGCGCCUAUCUUCAACUGGGUCUACAUCGACAAAGAUACGUAUGAAGUCAAGUACGGCGUGCGACUAGAUGCGCAACCAAAUCUAACAGGCCCUUUUGACUGCACGCGCCAGGAUAGGCGACUAGCUUUUGAGGGGCGGGAAGGAGAUGAUGAUGGGUUGAGGGGGAAGGUUGCGAAGGGGGUAAGGGUUUUGGAUGUAGAGUUGACGAGGAGAGAGAAGAGGUGGAGGAAAGAUGAAAGAGGGCCCGGCGAGGCAGGAAGAUCAGACGACGAAGAGGGAGGUCGAGAUCGAUAA